AUGUUUUUUAAUUAUCACAGGCUAAACUCGUGGAAGACAAUAUUUUUAACACAUAUAUUUUGUUUAUUAAUUAAGCACAGUCUAUCUUAUCGCAUAAAUAACAAAUAUAAUCAUGUAAAACCGCAUAUCCAUAAAUCUCACACAUUAACCAAAGAUUCACAGAGGAAUCACCUGGAAUCUUUAUUUUCCACAGACAAUGAAGGGUAUAGCAAUAGUGAAUUGGAGGAUAAGUAUCCUGAAGUUAGAGUUAGGUUUGCCCCUUCCCCAACCGGAAGCCUACACAUUGGCUCCCUCAGAACAUACAUUUACAACUAUUUGUUUGCAAAGAAGCAUUACGGAACGCUGAUAUUGAGAUUAGAUGACACAGAUAAGUCCAGAAAUGUACCAGGAAGCCUGGAAGAUAUCAUAUCAGUGUUAAGGUGGAUUGGAUUGGACUGGGACGAAGGUGUGUAUAAGUCUAAAGAGGAUCACUUUUACUAUCAAUCGAAUAGAAAUGAUAUAUACAAAAUAUUCGCCGAAAAAUUAGUGGAUAGUAACGACGCGUACUACUGUUUCUGCAAAGAAUCACUCAUAUCGAAAUUACUCAAAAAAUGGUUUAAUAUUAAGUUUGAGAAAACAGAUGACAAGUGUAUAUAUUUAAAUAAAAAGGAAGUGGAAAAUAAAUUGAAUAAGGGGAAUGAAUACGCAAUCAAAUUAAAAUCGUACAACGACGAAUUUGACGAUUUCGUAUUGAUUCGAUCAAACGGAUGUGCAACGUAUAAUUUCAGUUCAUGCGUAGAUGACUACCUAAUGAAGAUAACGCACAUCAUAAGGGGAUCAGAUCACGCACUUAAUGCAAAUAAGCAAAGGUUGAUAUUCAAGUUACUGAAGGUGAAGCAUCCGGAAUUUAUCAACGUGCCACUGAUAGUGGAUGAAAAUCAACUUAAAUUAAGUAAACGCAGCAACAAAAGCAUAACAGUUCACGAGAUCAUACUUGAUGGAAUAUGUCCACUGCCCUUAAUAAACUAUCUGACACUGCUGGGAACUGAGUAUUCACACCAUAAGACCAUAUAUGAAAUUGAUGAAUUGAUGGACAAGUUCACAUUUAACUUGACAAACAGCAGCUUCAACUACGAUAAAUUGUUGCACCUGAAUAAAAUGUACCUCCACAAUAUAUCAAAUAAGACGUUCCUGAAGGAAUUGAACAAAUAUUACGAAUAUAAUGAAAAACAUGAAAAUAACAAGAGUGAAUGGUUAAAAAAGGCAUGGAUAAGAGAAGAGUUUGUAGAUAUUUAUAAAACGAGAGUGAACACACUGAAGGAGUACUUCCUGAACGUUAAAUCGUCAUUGGACUACGACUAUGAGAAGAUUAAGAGCAACAUAGGAGAAUAUGACGAGGACUUGAAGAAGUGGAUCAAGGAAGAAUUGACGCUACUAAUGGAUAAUAGGAAAAACCUGAUCGACCUACACUUAAAAUUCGUACAACUGCUGAAAGAGAUGGGAGAGUCGGAAAAUAAAGUAAAGGUACUGCAACUGAUGAGGUUUCUGCUAACGGGAGAGUCAGUUGGACCAUCGCUGAUGGAUAUGGCAAAUACUUGGAAGGUUGCAAACGAACAUAACUUCUAUAACUUCGUCAAUUUGGAGACCAGAUUGGAAAAUAUAAUAAAGACUGUACAGGAAAAACAGGGGAACCUAAACGAAAUGGAAAAUAAAAAAGUUAAUGUGAUAUAA
Messenger RNA from Theileria orientalis strain Shintoku, 1710 nucleotides. RefSeq lists its product as uncharacterized. Gene Ontology annotation, molecular function: tRNA binding; glutamate-tRNA ligase activity; ATP binding. Gene Ontology annotation, biological process: glutamyl-tRNA aminoacylation. Lineage: Eukaryota; Apicomplexa; Aconoidasida; Piroplasmida; Theileriidae. The record is from RefSeq and is a predicted model, not a curated record. The transcript has 12 exons. Bases 1 to 1710 code for a protein of 569 amino acids.